Perca flavescens (yellow perch) is the source of this 557-nucleotide messenger RNA. RefSeq names its product family with sequence similarity 163 member Ab (gene fam163ab). Lineage: Eukaryota; Metazoa; Chordata; Actinopteri; Perciformes; Percidae. The coding region runs from base 153 to 557 and encodes 134 amino acids. The record is from RefSeq and is a predicted model, not a curated record. The transcript has 5 exons.
UCCUCUCUCCCUAGAGAUGUUCAUACAGUGUGGCUCUCCAGCUCCUCUCACCUUGGACCUCUGAUUUGACUUCUCUUCACCCUUACAACCUUCAAGCACUCUUCUGAUGUGUUAAGCAACUUUGCUGAACAGUUUGAUGGAGAGCUGGUCGGAUGACAGCUGGAACUGUUGUCAUAACCGGAGGAAUACUGGCCACAGUGAUACUUCUGUGUAUCAUAGCUGUGCUCUGUUACUGUAGACUCCAGUACUACUGCUGUAAGAAGAAUGGGUCUGACAGCGGCUCCAUCUCUCAGCAACACUUUGCCUGCAACGCCUGCAGUGUCUCCGGCCUGGACGGGUCGAUCGUCACCCCACUGUCCGUGUCGCCGCCAGAGCCCCCUGGAUCCUCCGAUUCCACCAAACCCGCAGGGGGGCAACGCAGUUACUGCCCCACCUGCUCACCUUAUGACUCGCCCUUCUACAUCCGUACCACUGAUGAGAUGCGCAACGGUGGCGAGCGCAUCACCUACAUGCCCACACACUACACCAACACCCGAGCCAUCAGCACCGAGGUGUGA